Messenger RNA from Racocetra fulgida, 149 nucleotides. NCBI's taxonomy places the organism in Eukaryota, Fungi, Glomeromycota, Glomeromycetes, Diversisporales, Gigasporaceae. The record is from the annotation of a GenBank genome assembly.
AGUCAAGUGAUACACCAGAAGAUACUAUUCCAGAUGAACCUAGCUCUGAAUAUCCACUUCCUCUAAGUUUCCUUCCUCAACCAAAACAACUUGUGGCAUUGAUUUUCGCUUCAAGUGUCCGUCUUUUAGAUAAAAUGAUUCGUAAAUGA